UCAUCUUUAACUGCAUGGUGUCCAUGAUUUGAUGUUUUUUCAGUCAGUUAGUGUUGUGCGGGUAAGAGCAUUAGUUUACCGGCCAGCUCGACUAAUUUUUAGUGAUUGUUACUGUUUUUUUUGCGGAAAUUAGUGAUACUAGUGUUCUAAUUUCUUAGUGAUCAGUUUAGGUCCGUAUCGGCUAUCGACGUCGCGGCCAUGCUGUUAGGAACCCUGUGUUUCGUCCUCGUCGCCGCGAGUGUUUUCGCCGACGACGACACCACGUCCGGUCCGGUUUUUCUAAAGGAACCGCCGAAUCGUGUCGAUUUUUCUAAUACGACCGGUGCCGUAGUGGAAUGUAGUGCGCGCGGUAACCCCCCACCGGAUAUAAUUUGGGUGCGAGCUGACGGUAGCGCCGUCGGUGACGUUCCAGGAUUACGGCAAGUUCUGGCUAAUGGAAAUUUAGUGUUCCCCCCGUUCAGAGCUGAAGAUUAUCGUCAAGAGGUUCACGCACAGGUUUAUGCUUGUCUCGCUAAGAAUACCGAAGGUUCCAUUCACUCCAGAGAUGUCAACGUUAGGGCCGUUGUCAACCAAUAUUACGAGGCGGAAGUAGUAUCUGAAUACGUAAUACGUGGCAACACGGCCGUUAUAAAAUGUAACAUCCCUUCUUUCGUAUCGGAUUUCGUUAGGGUGGAAGCUUGGGUUGGUUCGGAUGGGUCCGUUUAUAAUUUUAACAACAAUUAUGUUGUGUCGCAAGCUUACAAAGCCAAUGUAAUGGAAGAAAGCGUCUUAAAAGGCAACACCGCAAUUUUCAAGUGCUUUAUACCGAGUUUCGUAAGCGAUUACGUCUACGUUACAUCUUGGUUGCAAGACGACGGGCACGAAAGUCAGGAAAUUCGUAACGACGGAACUUACGACAGCAAAUAUUUGGUACUACCCUCCGGCGAAUUGCACAUCAAAGAUGUCGGACCUGAGGAUGGAUACAAAUCGUAUCAAUGUAGGACGAAACACAGACUUACCGGAGAAACUCGACUUAGCGCCACCAAAGGCAGACUCGUGAUUACUGAACCUGUAACCGGCGUUGCUCCAAAAGUCAAAGAUAUCGAUGUGGCAAGUUUAAAGAAAGAAGUUCCUUUGAACACAGUCGUUCCUUUAAUUUGUACGGUACAAGGGUAUCCGUCUCCAACUUUCAGAUGGUACAAGUUCAUCGAGGGAACAAACCGCAAACAAGCCGUCAUCCUAAACGACAGAGUAAAACAAGUGGCGGGCACGCUUAUCAUUCGCGAAGCGAAAGUCGAAGACUCCGGAAAAUAUUUAUGCGUCGUUAAUAAUUCCGUGGGCGGCGAAAGCGUCGAAACUGUUCUAACUGUAACCGCUCCUUUGAAGGCCAAAAUCGAUCCACCGAUCCAGACUAUAGAUUUCGGAAGACCAGCUGUGUUUACAUGCAAAUUCGAAGGAAAUCCGAUCAAGACCGUCAGUUGGUUGAAAGAUGGUAAUCCGAUCGAUCACAGCGACCCGGUUUUAAAAAUCGAAGCCGUGAGAAAAGAAGACAAGGGAAUGUAUCAAUGUUUCAUUCGUAACGAUCAAGAGAGCGCCGAAGCAACGGCCGAACUGAAAUUAGGAGGUAGAUUCGAACCACCACAAAUUCGUCACGCUUUCAACGAAGAGACCGUCCAACCUGGUAAUUCCGUUUUUAUGAAGUGCAUCGCUUCCGGUAACCCCACUCCUGAAAUCAGUUGGGAAUUGUACGGACGACGUUUAGCGAAUAGUGAAGUGUACCAAAUCGGUCAAUACGUUACGGUGAAUGGCGAUGUAGUGUCCCAUCUCAAUAUAAGUGCUAUUCACACAAAUGACGGCGGUUUAUAUAGGUGCGUGGCUAGUAGCAAAGUCGGUUCAGCUGAUCAUUCCGCGCGCAUCAACGUGUACGGUUUACCUUUCGUUCGUAGUAUGGAAAAACAAGCGAUCGUUGCUGGAGGUACCCUCAUCGUACAUUGCCCGUUUGCCGGUCAUCCCGUAGAAGCCGUUGUUUGGGAAAGAGAUGGAAGAUUAUUGCCGAUAAAUAGGAAGCAGAAGGUAUUCCCAAACGGUACCCUGAUCAUCGAAAAUGUUGAGCGAGCAUCCGAUCAAGCUACUUAUGUUUGUGUGGCUAAAAAUUCGCAGGGAUACAGCGCCAGAGGAUCUUUAGAAGUUCAAGUAAUGGUUAUACCACAGAUUACUCCAUUUUCCUUCGGAGACGAAUCUAUUAACACCGGAGAUUCGACUUCCACGUCUUGUUCGAUCCACAAAGGAGAUCUACCCAUCAACUUUUCUUGGUUACACAACAAUAUCAGUUUGGGUUACAUGGACGGCGUGGUUAUAACUAAAGUAGGCAAGAAACUCAGCACGGUUACUAUCGAUUCUGUAAAGGAAAACCACGCAGGAGAAUUUACAUGCAUUGCCGAAAAUAAAGCGGGUGUUGUUAGGUAUUCGGCAUACUUGAAUGUUAAUGUACCACCAAGGUGGAUAUUAGAACCUACCGAUAAAGCUUUUGCUCAAGGUUCUGACGCUGUUGUUGAAUGUAAAGCUGAUGGUUUUCCUAAACCUACUGUGACAUGGAAAAGAGCUACUGGUGUUUCUCCUGGAGAUUACAAAGAUUUCAAACCGAACAAUCCAGAUAUUAAAGUCGAGGACGGCACUUUAACUAUUAAUAAUAUCCAAAAAACAAACGAAGGAUACUAUUUAUGCGAAGCCGUCAACGGAAUUGGAUCCGGAUUAUCGGCCGUCAUUUUGAUUAGUGUUCAAGCUCCUCCCCAAUUCGACGUUAAAUAUCGCAACCAAACAUCCCGAAGGGGAGAUCCGGCCGUACUACAAUGCGAAGCUAAAGGCGAAAAACCGAUCGGUAUCAUUUGGAAUAUAAACAACAAACGUCUCGAACCUAAAGGCGAUAAUCGUUAUACCAUCAGAGAACAAAUACUACCCAGUGGCGUUCUCUCCGAUUUAAGUAUUAAACGUACCGAAAGAGGAGACUCUGCUAUAUUUACGUGCGUAGCAACAAACGCUUUCGGUAGCGAUGACACCAACAUCAACAUGAUCAUUCAAGAAGUACCCGAAGUCCCGUACGGACUCAAAGUUUUGGAUAAAUCUGGAAAAACGGUGCAAUUAUCGUGGGUUUCGCCGUACGAUGGUAAUUCUCCGAUUAAGAAGUUCUUAAUAGAAUAUAAACCGAGCAAAGGUAGUUGGGACAAAAAUUCCGAAAAAGUACUAAUCCCAGGCGACCAAACCGAAGCGGGUAUCUUCACUUUACGUCCAGCUACAACUUACCAUAUCAGAAUUGUCGCCGAAAACGAUAUCGGAUCCAGUGAUCCUUCCGAUACCGUGACUAUCAUAACCGCCGAAGAAGCUCCAAGCGGACCACCGACUGCAAUAAGAGUCGAAGCCGAAGAUCAACAUUCCCUAGCCGUGUUUUGGAAACCACCGUUGAGAGAUCAUUGGAACGGUGAUAUUCAAGGUUAUUAUGUCGGUUAUAAAUUGGCGGGAGCUGAUAAACCUUAUUUGUUCGAAACUGUUGAAAUUCAAAGGGAAGAUGAAGCUAAGGAACACACUUUGAAGAUUUGUAACCUCAAAACAUACACACAAUACUCUGUAGUAAUUCAAGCGUUUAAUAAAGUUGGAGCCGGUCCUACGGCAGAAGAAAUUAAAGCAAACACCGCCGAAGGUGUACCUGAACAACCCCCAGAGAAAGCCACCUGUACCACACUAACAGCCCAAACUAUUAGAGUGUCUUGGGUUUCCCCACCGCUCACAUCCGCCAACGGCGUUAUCAAGGGAUACAAAGUUAUCUACGGACCUUCUGAUUCAUGGUUCGAUGAAAAUAGCAAGGAUACAAAAAUAACGGCAUCCAGUGAAACAAUCCUCCACGGUUUAAAGAAAUAUACGAAUUAUAGCAUGGAGGUAUUGGCUUAUACUUCAGGAGGAGAUGGAGUUCACACAACUCCAAUUCAUUGUCAAACUGAACAAGACGCACCCGAGGCACCUACGGCUGUCAAAUCGUUAGUAAUGUCUGACGAUUCUAUAUUAGUUAGUUGGAAACCCCCGACGGAACCCAACGGAAUUAUAGAAUACUACAUGGUGUAUUACAAAGAAACCGGUAGCGACGAAAAACCCAAAUCUCAAAAGAUAGUACCAAAUUUGAGAAACCAGAAUCUCAGUUAUCAAGCUAAGAAUCUAGACAGUAACCUAAAAUACGAAUUUUGGGUAACGGCAGCUACUACCAUAGGUGAAGGACAACCGUCUAAAAAAGUUACCGUUUCUCCAAGUACCAGUGUUCCCGCUAAGAUCGCCUCAUUCGACGACACCUUCACGACCACUUACAAAGAAGACGUAACUCUACCGUGUCUAGCUGUAGGAGUACCGACACCGGUUAUAACGUGGACUAUCAAAGGCGUCAAAUUUUCCGCUAAUACCAACGAUAGAGUUAGACAACACCCCGACGGUUCCCUUUUCAUCCGCGAUAUAACUCGUACUGAUGCAGGGGAAUAUUCCUGUAAAGUCGAAAACGACUACGGGCAAGAUUUCGUAACCCAUCAUUUAAUUGUAAACGCACCACCUAACGCUCCGAUAGUUCAACUCACUUCUACCACCACGAAUUCGUUGACGAUUAAAUUGAAACCUCACGAUACUGACGGAGAACCCAUUCACGGUUAUACCAUCCAUUACAAACCGGAAUUUGGAGAUUGGGAAACUAACCAAGUGGGACCUAACAUAGAUAAAUAUACAAUCGAAAAAUUAUUGUGUGGUACUAGGUACCAACUGUAUGUUACAGCUUACAACAGCAUUGGAACCGGUGAUCCGUCUGAUAAUUUGACCCCAAAGACCAAAGGAGAAAAACCAAUAAUCCCAAGCGCUGAAAAAUUCAUUGUAGUGUCUUCAAACAGUAUCACUUUACACUUGAACGCUUGGUCUGAUGGCGGUUGCCCCAUGUUGUACUUUGUCAUCGAACAAAAGAAAAAAAAUAGCAACGAAUGGAUUCAAGUCUCCAAUCACGUCAAACCUGGUGGAAACUUCGUUCUGCUCGACUUGGAUCCGGCUCAAUGGUAUCAUUUGAGAGUUACGGCUCAUAAUAACGCAGGAUUCAACGUUGCCGAAUACGAAUUUGCAACACUUACUGUUACUGGAGGUACUAUUGCUCCGGCGCGUGAAAUACCCAAAGAGGACACCAUACAAAUAAUCCUUGCCAACCUUAACCUUGUAGUACCCGUAGUGGCUGCAGUAUUGGUCAUAAUUGUUGCCAUAAUCGUGAUCUGUGUCUUACGCGGCAAAGGAAACUAUAAUAAAGAUGACGUCGUUUACAAUCAAUCUUGCAACGCGGCUAAUACAUUGGACAAACGACGCCCCGAUUUAAGAGACGAACUCGGUUACAUCGCGCCACCGAACAGAAAACUACCGCCGGUUCCUGGAUCGAACUACAACACUUGCGACAGGAUCAAGAGAGGUACAAUAAGAGCACAUUACCGUUCUCAUUCCACUUGGGAUCCCAGGAGACAUUUAUACGAAGAACUAAGAAGUAGGAGGGGUUCAAAUGAGACUGUUCAUACUCAUAGAGGUAUGGAUGACGAAAUAUGUCCUUAUGCUACAUUCCACCUUCUUGGAUUCCGUGAAGAAAUGGAUCCUACCAAGGCAUUACAAUUCCAGACGUUCCCCCAUCCCCAUUCUGGUACUAUAGGUCCCUCUGGAAUGACGACACCACACGGUCUACAUUCAAGAAACGGUUCCCAAUCUAUGCCACGACAAAACAGAAACAGAUACGAUAGAGUAGGAUCUCAAGGUAAUGGUAGCAUUUAUUCCCCCGGUCCGGAAUACGACGACCCGGCCAACUGUGCCCCCGAAGACGAACAAUACGGAUCCCAAUACGGUGGUUACGGCGCCCCAUACGAUCAAUAUGGUAGUCGAGGAUCAAUCGGUCGUCGUUCUUUAGGUUCCUUGAGAAUUCCUCCAGGUAAUAGCAGUCCCGAACCACCACCUCCACCACCAAGAAAUCACGAUCCAUCUUUCAACGAUUCCAAGGAUAGCAACGAAAUUUCGGAAGCCGAAUGCGACAGGGAUCAACUUAUCAACAGUCGGACGUAUGGCGUAAUGAGAGGUAACUCGAAGGAUGGUAUGACCCAUGAAGAAAUGCGAAAACUGAUAGAGAGAAACGAAACAGGGCAAACCUGCUCAGCAAACGGGGGACUCUCAGCCUACGAUACUAUGGCAGUGUAACCUGUGAAAGGAAAACGGCCCCUACUAAUUCAGUUUUGAAGAUCACACUACAAAUUUCUUUUUACUUCGUCUACAUAACCAAAUUGAUUUAUUUCAAUAAUUCAACACUUUGUGUCAGCAAUAAAUACUCACCGAAAAUUUUUUGAGACUGAUUGCUUCAUCAUUUCCAUAAUUAGCACAAAUUUGGUAGUAUUUCUUUCAUUUUUUUAGUGCUUUGGAUCUUCAAGUGAGUGUUUGUUGCAGAUUUUUUUUUAUCGUAUUGUAGUUUGACGGAGAAGUGACAGUGAUGUGGUUUUUUUCCAAAAAUAUCAAAUUAACAAUUUUAAAAAAGGCAAACCGCCAAAACGGGGCGUUGAAAACAAAAAAUGUCACAACUAUUACUUCUCCUUUUUCGUCUUUAAUAUUUUAUACCAAAUUUUAUGAUUAGAUUGCGAUUCUCUUUGGGCCGAUAGAGCCGCUAUUACGAAUACGUACACAUUUUGCCAAUAUUUUGGUAAUUAAUAGGAUUUCGAGUUUUUUUUUUGUACAGAGUGGCUCAAUGUGUCAUGUGAUAUUUUGUGGUUUGUGAAAGGGUGGACGUUGGUUUCUUUUUUGGUCUACAGGUGGUGCCAAAAUUCAACAAAAAAUUUAAACAUCUCUAAAUUAGUCGACCAGGCUGUAAUAGAUCAAAUAUAACAUGCGAAGCGUUGUACCUAACUCAUAUUACAGUAAAUUCACUCAUAUUUGCUGUUUUUUCUGUUGCUCAAAAGAACUAUUACCACAAUCAUUAAUAAAUAAUUGUACAAUAUAGUUAAAAAACGAUUUACACGAUUUACCCUACUGAGAUAAGCUCCGAAACAGUACCAAAAAUAAUCGCCCAGUACAGUAAAUUUCAAAAUAUGUAGGUAUAACUUCAAAUUUAUAUCACCUGGUAUAAUCAUACUGUAGGCUUUUUUAAGGUUAGGUAUAGCUUAUUGUUCGGUUUUUUGCUUAUAUGUUGUUUUCUUUUUUUAAUAGUUUGUAGUAAGUUGGCGAUAAGAUUUAGUUAUUUCUACCACAAAGAAGUUAGGUUAGUUUUUUACAUGAUAAUACUCGUCAACAAUGUAUGAAUUCGAUUCUAUGAUUAUUUUACAGUUGACUAGGACUGCAUAAAUUCUUAGUUAUGAUUAUUUGACAUUGACAUAAAGUCGAUAGAUUUAAAACUAUAAAGGUUGUAUUAAUCAACUUAAUACAUUGAAGUCCACGUAGUGAAAAUACUAAAAGAAGAAGAUAAGAUGUUGGAAUAAAACCAGUAAUUAUCACGUAAAUAAUUAACAUUUCUUUUACUAUAUUUCAUGUAGUAUUUUCAUUAUUAUACAUUGUUCGAAGGUUGUGCGUCGCCGACUUAUAAUUAAAACAUAUAUGCUGUGGCAAAAGUUUAUAUAGAGCUCUAAGAUGAGAGAUAAGUUGAUGGUUAUAAAAUUACCAGUCCAUAUAGCUAUUUUUGUCGUUUUUCUGCAUUAUAUUACCAAAUCAAACUUCUCUCAUCCACAAGGUGUCUUAUAAGUAGUGGAACAUGCUCUAUCAGUGAACGAUUUAUCUUUGAUUACUGUGUGUUCUAUUUCUCGUGAGUCGCCCUGUAUAUUUUUCUUUCUUAGGUAAGUCGAAAGUUAAAAUAAGUAUUUUAAUUUGCGAAAUUUAUGGAUAUAUCAAUGUGUUUAAAUUCGUGCAUGUAAACUAGUAGCUGUUCGAUAUAGAUACUCAAGAGUUAUUAAAUUAAGAGAAAAAUAGCAAGAAUUAUAAUUUCAAAGUUUAAAUAAUCCAGACAAAACGCCGAGUUGGUGUGUAAAAGUUUUUUUUCUCGUAAAACUUAUCGUAAUUAGAAACAAAAUGAGAUUUUCUCCAUUGUUAUAGCAUCUGAAUAUUUAAAUUUAAUCUAAACUUGAAAGUGGAGAUAUGAUUAAUGUUGAUUAUAUAAAGUACAAAUUGAAAAAAGAUCAUUUGAAAUAUAAUUUCGAGAUAAAUGUAAGAAAUUUUGAAAAUGUUUUUGAUGAAAAGAUAUCUGAGGGGGAAAGCUUUUUUACAUACCAUCUGGACUAAAUUAAUGUAUUUUAUUCAAUAACCUAAGGUAUCAGUAGAUUUAGUCGUAUCCUUAACAAAUUUACCGUUCUCAUGGCAUUUUAGACUCGCCUUCUUUAAUUUUUGAAAAUAUACAUCGUUUAUAUUGCUUGUUCAAUACAAAUUUUAUUGUUGUUGACUAAUCAUUACUGUUCUAGCUAGCGUACUAUCUUUUUGCACUUUUUCUUUAUUCUUUUGAAAUAUUUCGAAAUUCGUUUGUAUAAAUUUAAAUUUACAAUGUGAAAUACACCAAUUAUGGUAAGAGUAGCAGACACUUUAGCGACGAUAUUUCUUUAAAAAAAUACAAUUUCAAAUAAAAAAAAUUAAGAAUAUCUUUUCUUUUUAGCUAAACCUCAUUAAGUUCCAACUACAAUCUGUAAAUUUAAUAUCAUUUCAGGCCAAAUUGAUUCAGUAUUUAGAAGUACCACUAUCGUUUUAAUUUGAUUCAUUUAAUUAGUUCGAAUAUUAUUUUGAAUAAGCUAGCUAAGCAGAUUUAUCAAACAUUCAACCUCAUUUCCUAAUUUAUGCAUCCAGUAAUUUCAAGUUCCUAAAUAGUUUGCAAAGUUUAGCUGACAUAGAUCUGGUGUACAUUUGAUUAUUUGUCAUUUUUUGUGUAUUGAGCCCUAGUCAUCAGAAUCAAUUAGUUAACUAUCUUUCAAACGUUCGAAAAGUGGCAAAUAAUGUUUUUUCUUUUUGUGAUAAUGCAUUAAAAUGGUUUGGAAUGCCAUUUACUAAGUGUAUUGUAAGUGUGCUAUACAUAUAUAUCCAUUAGAAUUAAGUGAUUAAGUUAAGGGUAGUAAUGUAUCGUCUAUAGUUGGAAAUAUUAACCGUAAAACCACCUUUUUUCAGUAUUUAUUGAUUAUAGAGUUAUUUUAGAUAACUUUAUUUUCUAUCUAUCUUGUGUCAAUGAAUUUUUGAGAUACAGACAGUUCUUUAAGACAAAAUUGGGAUGAAAAGUGAAAAUGAGAGUUUUUAACUUAGAUUUCUGAAAUUUUAGUCAAUUUACCGAACAGUUUUGAAUUAAACCCACACAUUUCCUGUUUAUUUUUGAGUACAAAUGAUAUAGGAACAAGUUUUCUAUUUGAGAUAAACAAAUGAUUUAUGGUGUUUGAUUCAGAAUGAAUCAAAAAUUUUCUUACACAUUUGGGACUCCUGUCUUAUUAGUGUAACCUUUUAACCGCCCUGCCAAUUUAAAAAGAACACUGAUUACAUAUGGGCAUCAUAAUUUUUUAUAGGGAAGAAUCUCGAAUUAAGGGUGAAAAUUUUCUGAAGCCCUGGGAGACGUCCUGCCAACAUUAUUUCCGAUUGUUUUGAACCAAAUUUGUUUGAUUGGUUUAAUUAUAACCAUUGUAAUCCUACUGUCAAAAAAAAUUGUUAAUAAAAUAGAUGAUAAAUAUAGCAGUAAUCAGAUCCAUUUUUUUCCAAGGAACUCAAGGAGUUUUCCAUGAAUCGUAAGUACUUUCUAUACUUUUUCAGUACUCCAAAAGGCAGGAAAUCGUGGAUGAACUAUGGUCCAAUAUCUCUCAGUCUUUCAAGUUCAGUAUGUAAACUAUUUUCCAUAUUGCAUAUCUGGGUUGUUAGUUUAAAUUUACUAGUAUAACACUUUGGAUGAUAUUGUACUACCAAAUAUAAUACUAUUUAAUAAAAUAACAUAUAAUAAUACUCCAUGUUCUAAUUGAUCUUAUAUAUACUAAUCCUUUUGUAUACAAUUUUUCCCAUUUAAACUCAUUAUUAUUAUUAUUAUGAUUAAUUUCAUUUGGAUUGUAGCGUUGAGAAGAUUUUGAGUGUGUUUUAUACAAGUUUGCCAUUUUGACACUCUUUAAUUUCUAAAUGCUUGUAUACCAAAGUUUUGGUUAAAUAUACAUAAAUAUAACUAUUAUUCCGCAUUUUUAUUUCGAAUAUCUAUACCAUCACUCAGGUGACUGACGCACAGAUGGCGCUGAUAUUGUCAAAUCCAUAUAACGUUUAUGAAGUACCAACUUUCAAAAGUCUAUGUGUCUAUGCCUCAAAACUUCAACGUAAAAAUUAUCGUUCACUCUCUGAGGAGGGAAAAAUUCCAUGUGAUUAGAACCCCGAGUAUUAAAGUAAAUAAUCAACUUUGCCUUCACAUUGGAACUUGAUUUUCGUUCGUUUUAAGCUAGCUUCCAUCCCAUGCUUUUAGAUUGGAGCUCCACAUGGGUAAAACUAGAACUCUUCUCCAGUGAUGAUUCAGUUGAGGAAGUCCCCUGUUUCCUUUGCUUCUAACCAAUCCUUACAGCACUCAAUCUUGUUUGCUUUCUGUUCUGGAGUCAAGAGCUUCGGUACAAUUUUGACCCACAUUUCAAGUUUUUAUGUCAUAAUCGGUUUUGGGGAUUGACUAUCAUUCUGACAGUCAAUUUACGGUCUUUAAGACCACAAAUCCGAUUUCGUUUAAGUCUCUUUUCACUUCUUCUCAGCCUUCCUGGAACUUUUUUAACCACCAGAGAAUUGUUUUCGUAAACUUAGAUGGGAACUGAUCCAGAUAUUUCAGGUUUAUGAGA
Diorhabda carinulata is the source of this 10811-nucleotide messenger RNA. It is a transcript of the gene Dscam1, whose product is annotated as cell adhesion molecule Dscam2. The transcript is spliced from 28 exons. NCBI's taxonomy places the organism in Eukaryota, Metazoa, Arthropoda, Insecta, Coleoptera, Chrysomelidae. Gene Ontology annotation, cellular component: axon; plasma membrane. Bases 199 to 6216 code for a protein of 2005 amino acids. Gene Ontology annotation, molecular function: cell-cell adhesion mediator activity. The record is from RefSeq and is a predicted model, not a curated record. Gene Ontology annotation, biological process: homophilic cell-cell adhesion; dendrite self-avoidance; axon guidance.